GUUUCAAGUGCGGAAGUAGUCGAAUCAAAACAAACGCCGCUCUACGGUUUUACGCCUUCAACAACUUUCAAUGUGUUUGACAUAAUUCAAAACGUGAAUUAAACAAAGCUUCAAACCAGCAUACCAACUCUUCAUGGAGACUCCUGAUCCUGGCCCAGCAGAUGGGGAGGAGCGUCCAGUGGAGCUGCGACCGCGGACUCGCUCGAACCCAGAAGGUGCUGAGGACCGCCGCAGCAGCACCGGGAGUCUUGGAGGCAACGGAAGUCCGAGCAUGUCUCAGCCUGCGGUUGGCAGUCGUGUGGAAGGUGAGGGUGAAGCCUCCACCAGUGAAAGUCUUCCCAGCUCCACCACGACCACCCCGGUGAAUUCCGUCGCUGCACAAUCCGCCCCGCCGGCCACUGCAGUGAGUGCAGCCAGCGCAUCAAUGCCGCUUCCUCUUGCAUCUACCAAAGAAAGACCAAAACCCAUACCACUGCAGCCCACUCUGCCCUCAGCAACUCCCCCAUCAGCUGAAUACCAGCUCAGAGUCCCCCGUGUUAAUUGUCCCGAGAAAGUGAUCAUCUGCUUAGACCUGUCUGAGGAAAUGUCGCUGCCAAAGCUUGAGUCUUUUAAUGGCUCUAGAACAAACGCACUGAACAUCUCCCAGAAGAUGAUUGAGAUGUUUGUCAGGACCAAACAUAAGAUUGACAAGCGGCACGAAUUUGCUCUGGUGGUGAUUAAUGAUGACGCUCUUUGGCUUUCAGGGUUCACGUCUGAUCCCAGAGAACUCUGCAGCUGUCUCUAUGACCUAGAGACCAACGUAUGCGAGUCAUUCAAUCUGGAAGACCUCCUCAACGUCAUUCGUCAGAAAAUUGAGCUGCCAUCAAUGGAGAACGUUCAGACAAUCCCUCCUCCAUACGUGGUGCGAACUGUGCUCAUCUACAGCCGCCAUGCCGGCACUUUACAAUUUAAUCCCUCUGAGGCAGUAAAUAAAAUGCUGCAGUCACCAUACUUCUACUUCGACGUGGUUUAUCUUCACAAUGGUGUGGAUGAUCAGGGCGAUGAGACGAGCUGGAGGGACAACUACACCUCCUUCUGUAACCUGGACUCUAAGGGAAUGUGCUACCGCUACGAGGUUUCUCUGUGCGGUCCAGCUAUUGAGCUGCACAACUGCAUGGCCAAACUCUUGGCACAUCCUCUCCAGAGGCCCUUCCAGAGCCACGCAUCCUACAGCCUGCUGGAGGGGGACGAGCCCCAGGAUGUCGAGGCCACGGUCUAGAGCUGAAUUUGCACACUGGAAAACUGCAGUGCACAUCCAGCUUGUCUUUCUCACAAGUCGCCAUCCAGUACAUGGCAAAAUCACCACAAUUGGGUGCCAACUCACCUUUUUUGUGAUGCUGUUGAUUCAACAUUGCACAGCUCCCAUCAGAUCUGAAUUGGAACUUACAUUUCUGAUAGUCGGCUUCUCAUGUUAUGGGCUGCAGUGUUACUCAUUUGUGGGUCAGUCUGCAGCAUUGAUUAUUUUUCUCUGAAUGCCAAGAAAGUUGGACUCAUGUCUCAAGUCAAGCUGCAUUUAAACCUCUGUACAUACAACUGUUUUAAAAUGUUUCUGAACAUUGAAUAAAAACAUGUUUAUUGGGAAUUUCAAACAAUCACUUCUCAAAGCAGGUAGAGAGCAUCACGCCAGUGUCCCAUGGUUGGUAUGAGGACUGAGAAGUUCCUUAGUCAUUAGUCUUGAUAACUGAAAAUGAAAAGGCCUGUAUAUGAUACUAUUAAAAAUAUGAGAUAAACUGCAUUGUCCCAGUAGAUAUACAGAAUUCCAUGCGGUGGCCCCAGAGUUUUGGCCUUUACUACUCUUUUGAUUUGCAGGCCGAUUUUGUCGGGAUGGAAAGCGGCUGCACCACCCACAUACUCACAUUGGAUAAGGCAUGUAGUCUACAAUUAUAAAAAUGAAAAUCUGUGUCUCAGAGAGAAAGCUUUGAGACACCUGGAGAUCUUUUUUAGCGCAUUUUGAUGAACCGAUAGUGGUGGGCCCACACAUGUCACUCAUCUGUAAAGCUUAUAACCUACAACUCAAUCUGUCUUCAUCUUCCUUUUUUGAAUGUAUCUGGUGUGAUGUAACAGGGAAGAGGGGAUCAGGGUUGGAGAGGGAUUGUGGUGUUGGUCUGUGUAUGUCUAUUAUUGUUUCUAUUUUUAUUGACAAUGUUAAAAUCAAUAAAAAUGUUCAGAGUAAACUACACAAAA
This is a messenger RNA of Synchiropus splendidus (mandarinfish), 2223 nucleotides long. RefSeq names its product BRISC and BRCA1 A complex member 1 (gene babam1). Gene Ontology annotation, cellular component: nuclear body; BRCA1-A complex; BRISC complex. Gene Ontology annotation, biological process: double-strand break repair; positive regulation of DNA repair; protein K63-linked deubiquitination. The transcript is spliced from 9 exons. Bases 134 to 1258 code for a protein of 374 amino acids. NCBI's taxonomy places the organism in Eukaryota, Metazoa, Chordata, Actinopteri, Syngnathiformes, Callionymidae. The record is from RefSeq and is a predicted model, not a curated record.